Auxenochlorella protothecoides is the source of this 474-nucleotide messenger RNA. RefSeq lists its product as hypothetical. The transcript is spliced from 3 exons. Bases 1 to 474 code for a protein of 157 amino acids. The record is from RefSeq and is a predicted model, not a curated record. NCBI's taxonomy places the organism in Eukaryota, Viridiplantae, Chlorophyta, Trebouxiophyceae, Chlorellales, Chlorellaceae.
AUGCACCGGAACUCAGGAUAUGGGAUCUGGCGCUUUGACGAGACGGCUGCAUCUGUGCGGCGUCUGCUGGACCGCGACCGCAAGGACACGGCGCUGGAGGACCUCGAUUUCCUGGGGUCCCUGGCCCAGGAGGAGGAAAGCGGGGAGGGCGGCGAAACACCCACCCCAGCACCCUCCAGCCAGCCCAGGCCGGAGCCCAACCCUGCAAUGAGGGACAGCGCAGCCGCCCGCUCCUUCCUCUCGCCGUCCAGUUAUUCCCCCGGGGACGAUUUUCUGGGCCCCAGCUCAGACCAGGGCCGCCCUGAGCCAUCCCUGGAGAUGCGGCCCCUCGAGCCGCCCUCAACCAAGCCCUGGUGGCAGGGCAUCACCAACAUCCAGAUCUUCAUUGCCUUCAGCUUCACCACCAUCAUCGGCCUCAUGUUUGCCACGUUCUGGGUGGCGGUCCGGUCUGGAGCCGUUCAUUUCAACGAUUGA